This is a messenger RNA of Scomber japonicus (chub mackerel), 464 nucleotides long. RefSeq names its product inhibin beta B chain-like. Bases 1 to 402 code for a protein of 133 amino acids. The record is from RefSeq and is a predicted model, not a curated record. The transcript has a single exon. Lineage: Eukaryota; Metazoa; Chordata; Actinopteri; Scombriformes; Scombridae.
AUGAGUAGCUGUCUUUUCCGGCUGGCACUGCUCGUGGCUUGCGUCCUCUCCAUCCUCUGCACCACCGAGCCUGCACCCGGUACCGGUACCAGCAGCACCAGCACCGGUACCGGAACCAGCACCGGGACCGGCACCGAGGAGCCAGACUCGGGCCGGCUCAACGUGGACUUCCUCGAAGCCGUAAAGAGGCACAUACUGAGCAGGUUGCAGAUGAGGGAGAGGCCCAACAUCACGCACCCGGUCCCUAAAGCGGCCAUGGUGACGGCUCUGAGGAAGCUGCACGCGGGGAAGCUGCGCGAGGACGGCCGCGUGGAGAUCCCGAACCUGGACGGACACCCGAUGAGUAACGAGCUGCAGGAGGAGAGCUCAGAGAUCAUCAGCUUUGCAGAGAAAGGUGCGUGAUGGACAUGUUUUCUAUGGUUUAAGAGAGAAAGUUGAAGUCUGAUUUCAAACCACUUCUACAU